UUAAGACUAGAGAACUACCUGAGAGAAGAUAGUCACGGGAGAAGACACUCAMAGACACACAGACAGAGAUUAAUCAAGGGGGAGGGACCGGAGGUUUAUCACUCCAUACAAACGCCCCACAGACACAGGUGAGCUGAUAAGGCUGUCCAGGGCGCUCAUUCAAACACAGAACGUCUGGAGAGCUGUGUGUUCUAACCCAACAGAGAAGAGCGAAAUAUAUUGAGUGAGCAUAAAAAGACUGUUUCCUGAUUACCUCAGGAUACAAAGACAAACACAGAGUUGCCUAAAGGCCAACUAGACCCUUCAACUGAGUGACCUUGAACUCACUAACUGACGUUACACACAAUCAAGUCUAUGCCUCUGAAGACUUCCCUGUACUUAAAAUCGGCCACCAUGCGCUGGCCCCGCAAGCAGAAGCGCCGUGAGCUGCUGUCAGUCAACAUGAUCAGCCUACCACUGGGCGACUUCCGUCACCUUUCCCACAUCGGRUUGGAUGCCCACGGUGAUACCUUCGGCGACCUCACAGCCUUCCACCGGACUGGUAGUCUCAUCCUCCACAGCUCUCAAAGCCACCAGGACCUCUACUCCAAAGGGAUCGCCCCACCCAAGCCCCCACGACUCCUCAGCCCAGAAGAGAUGGAUGCGCAGUCCGCCGAAACCAGAACCCUUCCCCAGGCUUUCAGGCACAAUAAGUGCCACUCCCUGCCUUUACUGGAUGAUGUGGAGCAUGAUGGGUUGUACCAACAAGAGGAGGUAAAGCAGAAGCAGGAAGAGGAGGGAGGGUUAACGAUGGGUCCGGAUGGAUUUGAAUUGAACGCGGCCCCCCAACAGGUUCCUUGUCCACCAGUGGAGGCCUCUCCAGUGGUCGAGGAAGACUCGUCUUUUGCCCUGAACCUUGACCUGGGGCCAUCCAUACUAGAAGAUGUCCUGCAGGUGAUGGACCAGCUUUACCAGUGAGACUUUGAGAAGGGUGGCCCUCAGAACAAAAUCUAUUACAAUCAUAUGUAUGAGGGCCUUUCAAGAAACCCAAGACACUGUACCAGACACUGUACAUAGGGAGAACUCCAAACUCCUUCCUUUCUAAUGGGAAUUGAAAGAGGUUGUGCCAUGGAUGGACAAAUGGGCUGAAUCAUUGUCAACUGUCAGGAUGCUAAUCGGCACAAUUGUUUUCAAUCACUGCAUACAUAGAGGACAGUUUGUAUAAUAUUUCCUUCUUUUGCAUGCGAUAUUAUAUAAUUAGAGGGAUGUGUCAAAUCUGGGUCAACGCUUUGGACAUUUAUCCUUCUCAGGUGAAAGCUCUGUGAGCCAAUGACACUCCACUCCACCUGGGUCAUGUGACCUAAGGACAGACGAUGCCACAUAUUUGUAUCUAGAGGAGACAUGUUGUGAAAGGUAAAAAAAGACAGACUGUAAACUAUGAGACAGAGCUGUGAGACAGACAUUUGUGACUGAAGCUUGUCUGACAACUUCUGUGGUGAAACACUGAAAGAACACUGGUUGCUUUUUCUUUUCGAUGUUUAGGCCUACUAUACAGGGAUAAUGAGAACUAGCACUCCCAUAGUAUCUAAGUCAGCUACAGUACGACUCACUCAAAUGUAUACGUAUAGAACUAUUUCUUGUUUUUCUUACCAAGUACUCAAGGGGAAAGUUCACCAACAGACCUUUAUGAAUAUACUACUGUAGAAGUCUUUAUGACAUGGUUUAUGGCGUGACUGUGAAUAGUAUCAGCCUAUAAAAGUUUMUUCGGAAAAGCAAAGAUCACCAACAAUCCUUUUCCCAUAUCAUAAUAUGUUAGAUUAAAGUGGAGCAUGAACUCUGCCCAGCACAAUGAAAUCACAUUGUGUUUAUACUCUAUAGAAUAAGCUUUCAUUUGUGAAAUAAAAACCAGAAAGCUAA
Salvelinus sp. IW2-2015 is the source of this 1896-nucleotide messenger RNA. RefSeq names its product cdc42 effector protein 2. Gene Ontology annotation, molecular function: small GTPase binding. Lineage: Eukaryota; Metazoa; Chordata; Actinopteri; Salmoniformes; Salmonidae. Gene Ontology annotation, cellular component: cytoplasm; membrane. Gene Ontology annotation, biological process: positive regulation of pseudopodium assembly; positive regulation of actin filament polymerization; regulation of cell shape. The record is from RefSeq and is a predicted model, not a curated record.